Messenger RNA from Cavenderia fasciculata, 888 nucleotides. RefSeq lists its product as uncharacterized. The record is from RefSeq and is a predicted model, not a curated record. Bases 1 to 888 code for a protein of 295 amino acids. The transcript has a single exon. NCBI's taxonomy places the organism in Eukaryota, Evosea, Eumycetozoa, Acytosteliales, Cavenderiaceae.
AUGAAAUUCUUAAAUUCCACCUUUUUAAUAUUGGUAUUAUUGGCCAGUUGUUUGGUGAUGACAAGCUUUGAAUCCAAUCAUUUUAUGGUCAUGGCUGCUCCUACAGGAUCUUCAUCUGAGGAAAUCUCAUCAUCAUCAGUGGAAGAGGAGCAAGCUCCAGUUUCAUCUGCAGCUCCAACUCCAACUCCAUCUGCAGCCCCACCAAAAGUAAAACCAUCAUCGAAAUUGGAAGCAUCAGAAUCAUCAGAGGAACCUAUGACCGAGGAGACCUCGUCAUCUCAAGAAGAGCCAGAACAAUCAUCAUCAUCGUCACAAGAACCACCAAAGGUAAAUCCAUCCUCGAAAUUGGAAGAGUCAUCAGCUGACCAAUCAUCAUCAUCAUCACAAGAACCACCAAAAGUAAAUCCAUCCUCGAAAUUGGAAGCACCAGAAUCAUCAGAGGAGCCUAUGACCGAGGAGACCUCGUCAUCUCAAGAAGAGCCAGAACAAUCAUCAUCGUCGUCACAAGAACCACCAAAAGUAAAUCCAUCAUCUAAAUUGGAAGAAUCAUCAGCUGACCAAUCAUCAUCAUCAUCGUCGUCACAAGAACCACCAAAAGUGAAACCAUCAUCGAAAUUGGAAGAAUCAUCGGCUGGCCAAGCAUCUGAAUCAUCAGAACAAUCGCCAUCAUCAUCACAAGAACCACCAAAAGUGAAUCCAUCAUCGAAAUUGGAAGAAUCAUCAACUGACCAAUCACCAUCAUCAUCAUCACAAGAACCACCAAAAGUAAAUGAAUCAUCAGAGUCAUCAGCCGACCAAUUAUCACCAGUUCAAUCAUCAGACCAAAAUGUAGACGGUUCCACAAUCGAAUCGCCCAACGCUCCAACUUCCCCAGCAACUGUACUGUAA